This is a messenger RNA of Gaeumannomyces tritici R3-111a-1, 2919 nucleotides long. RefSeq names its product atypical/ABC1/ABC1-C protein kinase. Lineage: Eukaryota; Fungi; Ascomycota; Sordariomycetes; Magnaporthales; Magnaporthaceae. Gene Ontology annotation, cellular component: mitochondrion. The record is from RefSeq and is a predicted model, not a curated record. Bases 244 to 2517 code for a protein of 757 amino acids. The transcript is spliced from 2 exons.
CGCGCCUAAAAGCUUGAGCUUUGCAUGUGCUCAGCGCAUCAUAAAUGUAUUACGUCAGGCCUGCGCGGGUUAAGUCGCUGAGCUGACCUUCUCCUUCAAGGAAGAGAGGAAUGGGCCAUUCCAGCAACUCAGCAAGGCCCUCCACCAACAACACAACUCCAAUGGCGUGGAUAUGAUGGGCGCCCGGCGCGGCAAACACUACAGAAUCAAAUCCAACAGUCCCCAGCGGCAUUGCGCGGCGACAUGUCCCUGCCAGGGCUCAUCUCCGUCCGCGUCUUGUCCCAACUUGGCCGAGGCUCAUCCGCUGCCGCCUUGAGCCGAUUUCACCAUGCGGCAAACAUCACUCAUCCUUCAACAGCCGCCCGCGGAAUUCGUCAUUUCUUUCGCGGAAACAGUAGGGCCACGCGCAGCCAGGGCCACCAGACAUGGCCCCAACUAAAGCGGUCGAGGAAAGGCGGCAGUCGGGCCGAGCAAAGAGCCGAUGGCGGCGGAAGAGGAGGCCGAACUGGAGCUAAUGCGCCAUUGAUGGCCAAGAUGGGAAGCGGCGCCGGCGCGGUCGCCCUUGGCACGGCAGCCUUUGUGCAGCUCUCGGAGUAUGAUAACGGGGACGACAACGAAACGGGCGAGGACCGCAUGUUGGCGGCGUCGCGUCGCGAGAUCGCCAAGGAGAUCCACGACGACGACCACGGCCUCUCGCGCCUCGGGCACCAGGUCGUGCUCCUGCUGGACCUCUACGUCUGGGAGCCACUCUGCACCGGCCUCCGCUUCCUGCACCUGGCCGCCAUCUUCGUGCCCGUCAUCCUGGCCGUGCCGGCCGUCUGGGUCGGCCGCCGCGUGCCCGAGCGCGACAACGAGCGGACCGGCACGCUCUGGUGGUACGGGGUCUUGGUCAAGAGCAUGGAGCUGGCCGGGCCGGCCUUCAUCAAGCUGGGCCAGUGGGCAGCCUCACGCUCCGACAUCUUCCCAAACGAGAUGUGCGACACCAUGUCCCGGCUGCACUCCAACGCGCCCGCCCACUCGCUCCACGCCACCAGGCGCAUAGUCGAGGCCGCCUUCAACGGCAUGCCGUUCGACUCCAUCUUUGACGAGUUCGACGAGACCCCGCUCGGCGUCGGCGCUAUCGCCCAGGUCUACCGCGCCAAGCUGAAGCCGGGCCUCGCCUCGCCCGCCGACGUGGACGUGGACGGCGGCGGCGGGUACGGCGGGAGGCGUGGCAUCAACGUCCGUAAGAAGGUCGAGACGGUCCUCAAGAGCACGCCCAAGCGCGUGCCCUCGUCGUACGUGGCCGUCAAGGUGCUGCACCCGCGCGUCGAGCGGACGGUCCGGCGCGACCUGCGCAUCAUGGGCUUCUUCGCUGCUGCCAUCAACGCCAUCCCGACCAUGCACUGGCUCUCGCUGCCCGACGAGGUGGCCCAGUUCGGCGAGAUGAUGCGCCUGCAACUCGACCUGCGCAUCGAGGCCGCCAACCUGACCAUCUUCCGCAACCACUUCCGCGACCGGUCCACGGCCUGGUUCCCCUUCCCCUACCCCGAGUUCACCACCCGCAACGUCCUGAUCGAGGAGUUCGCCACAGGCAUCCCGCUCGCCGACUUUAUGGAGAACGGCGGCGGCGUGUUCCAGCACGACAUCGCCGCUGAGGGCCUCGACGCCUUCCUGCGCAUGCUCCUGAUCGAUAACUUUGUCCACGCCGACCUGCACCCAGGCAACAUCAUGGUGCGCUUCUACCAGGCCGAGAAGCCAGACCUACCCAACCUCCCCAGGCUACCACAUCUCCAGCGCCACGGCCAGCGCGGCGCGCAAGAAGAGGACGGCGAGCAUGACGACCACAACACCCCCGCCGGGCGGCAGCAGCUGGACGUAACGGAGCAGGUCCUCUCCCGGCUCCGGCCCUACCGGCACCGCAAGGACAAGGCCGCGUGGGAGGAGGAGCUCCGACGCAUCGACGAGGAGGGCUUCCGGCCGCAGCUCCUCUUUAUCGACACGGGCCUCGUGACGGAACUCAACGCCACCAACCGCCGCAACUUCCUCGACCUCUUCCGCGCCAUCGCCGAGUUCGACGGCUACAAGGCCGGCGCCCUCAUGUGCGAGCGCUGCCGCCAGCCCGACGCCGUGCUCGACGCCGACAUCUUCGCCCUCAAGAUGCAGCACCUCGUGCUCGAGGUGAAAUCGUCCACCCUCGCGCUCGGCAACGUCCGCAUCGGCGACAUACUGCAGCGCGUCCUGGCCAUGGUGCGCUCCCAUCACGUCCGCAUGGAGGGCGACUUUGUGAACGUGGUCAUCAGCAUCUUCCUGCUCGAGGGCAUCGGCCGCGCCCUCAACCCAGACCUCGACCUGCUCUCGUCGGCCCUGCCCAUCCUGCGCGAGCUCUCGGCCCAGAGCGGCGCCAACAUGGUCAAGCAGGGCGACUUUUCCAUGAUCAUGGUCUGGGUCGGGCUUGAGGCCAGGCGUUUCGUGCAGGCCAGCAUUGAGGAUGUCGAGCGUUGCGUGAAAUACGAUCAAUUAUCACCCAACAUUUAGAGUCUUAGGAGACCUUGACUAGAGCACUGACGACGAGAAGAGCUUGUCAUUUGACCAAAAGAAAACCCCUGCUAGACUUAAGGAAUACUGAGACAAGGUACUUCCGCCCACGUAGGGAUACAAACGGGCCAUAUAAUGUAUAACAGCGAAGGAGUUUGUGGGCGGCUAUACAAUAUUCAGCAAAGGGACAUUGUCGUCUCCGUUGCGGAAUAGAGAAGAGUGCGGAGCACUCGCUAUUUUCGACAACCUCCCAAUCAAUCCUAGAUAUGCUUACACACGUCUUGCGUCCGUCGAGGACACGUACACGAGCAUUGAAUCAACACAGAAAACUCAUCAGCAAAUCCCCAUGCAAUUCUAUCCACCUAGCGUUGCUGAAUCAGAACACAAGCACAAAGUUCCUAG